CCGCGGGGCUGAGCGCGGCGCAUCGUUGGGGGCGUUAGCAGGGCCUGAGUGCGCGGAACAGCGGUGGCGUCGCUGGACUACAACGCUCGGGAGGCCGGAUCGACGGGAUCCGCGCCCCCAUGCCCGGCCGGGAGCUGCCCGUGGGCACGUGCCCGGACAUGUGCCCGGCUGCCGAGCGUGCCCAGCGCGAAAGAGAGCGCCGCCUGCACCGUUUUGAGGUGGCGCCGGGGGCCCGUGGAGACCGGCCCCGGGCCGACCCGCAGCGCGCCGUGAAGGAGUACAGCCGGCCAGCAGCCGGCAAGCCCCGGCCCCCGCCGAACCAGCUGCGUCCGCCCUCGGUGCUGCUGGCCACCGUGCGCUACCUGGCCGGCGAGGUGGCUGAGAUCACCGAUGCACCCCGCGCCGAGGUGGCUAGCUUCGUGGCGGACCGCUUGCGCGCCGUGCGGCUGGACCUGGCCCUGCAGGGCGCCGACGACGCCAAGGCAGCGGUGGUGCUGGAGUCGGCGCUGGCCACGCUGCUGGCCGUGGUGGCGCGGCUCGGGUCCCACGCGGCGCACGGGCCCGCGGACCCGGUGCUGCUGCAGACCCAGGUGCAGGAGAGCUUCGGCUCCCUGCGGCGCUGCUACGCGCGGGGCGCAGGGCCGCACCCCCGCCAGGCCUCCUUCCAGGGCCUCUUUCUGCUCUAUAACCUGGGCUCUGUGGAAGCCCUGCACGAGGUUUUGCAGCUGCCCGCUGCCCUGCGUGCCUGCCCGCCCCUGCGCACAGCCCUGGCAGUCGAUGCCGCCUUCCGGGAGGGCAACGCUGCCCGCCUGUUCCGUCUGCUCCGGACCCUGCCCUACCUGCAGAGCUGCGCCGUGCAGGGCCACGUGGGCCGUGCCCGCCGCGGAGCCCUGGCCCGCCUCGCUCGUGCCCUGGGCACCCCCAAGGGGCAGACCUUGCCUCUGGACUUCAUGGUCCGCCUGCUGGCCCUGGAUGGACCCAGCGAAGCACGGGACCUGUGCCAGGCCCACCGGCUGCCCUUGGAUGGAGAGGAGAGAGUUGUGUUCCUGAGAGGUCGCUAUGCCGAGGAAGGGCUGCCACCUCCCAGCACCUGCAACGUGUUGGUGGGGAGCAAACUUAGAGGGCGCACCCUGGAGGCGGUGGUCAUGGCAGAGGAGGAAGAUGAGGGUGUGGACAGACCCAGGACCCCCUCAUGAGGAGGGAGUGUGCUGUCGUGCUGUCUCCCAGAGCCCCAGGACUGGGUCAGAGUACUUAGGUUUCUUUUUUCAUGA
This is a messenger RNA of Cynocephalus volans (Philippine flying lemur), 1271 nucleotides long. RefSeq names its product SAC3 domain containing 1 (gene SAC3D1). Gene Ontology annotation, biological process: spindle assembly; centrosome duplication. Gene Ontology annotation, cellular component: centrosome; spindle; nucleus. Lineage: Eukaryota; Metazoa; Chordata; Mammalia; Dermoptera; Cynocephalidae. Bases 120 to 1196 code for a protein of 358 amino acids. The transcript is spliced from 3 exons. The record is from RefSeq and is a predicted model, not a curated record.